AUGUCGAACGCUAAGAACGCCACCACUGACGCUGCCGCUUCCAAGGAGAGCCACUCCGAUGCUAAGGCUACUGCUAACGCUGCUGCUGCCCAUACCAGGCCCCAGCCAGUCGAUCGUGCUUACUAUGAGAAGAAGAUCGACAAGCUUAGCGAGGAGAUCAAGGGCCUUCAAGCUAAGGUUCACGAUCUCAACGAGAAAAUCCACGGCAAGUCCGAGGGUAAAGAUGAGUUCCUCCGCAAGCGCGAUCUGCUGAAACAGCAGAUGGACGAGCAGCAGAAGCUCGUGUCCGACUUGGAGACUAAGAGGAGCAAGACUCAGGAUGGUAUCCAUUCCAAACAGACUGAGGGACGUCAACUGCGUGCUGAAUUGAGUAGCAUGCAGAAGAAGUUGGGCUUCUCUACUGAGGACCAAAUCGAUGACAAGAUCGCUGAGAUCGAGUACAGGAUGCAUACUGAAUCCUUGGACCUCAAGAAGGAGAAGGAACUCAUUGACGGCACUAAGGCCCUUGUUCAGAAGAAGGACAGGGUCCAGAACUACUACUUCGCCCCUACUGCUCAGAAGAAGAAGGGCAAGCACAACAAGCAGGGCGCCAGCCAGGCUGCUUUCAAGCACGGUCUUGAUACCCUGCAGCUCUUCUCUGAUAUGAAGGUUGAUGCUCCUAAGAACAGGGACGAUGUUCCUAAGUGCCUCGAGGACCUCAACAAGAGGCUUGGCGAGUACAAGGAUCUCCAGAAGGUCGAAUACGAGAACCGUCAGAAGCGUCGUGAGGCUCGUGAGGCUGCUGCUAAGGCUGCCGCUGAGCAAGCUGAUGAGACUGCUAAGCAAGCUGAGACCACUGAGGUUACUGCUUGA
This is a messenger RNA of Perkinsus marinus ATCC 50983, 852 nucleotides long. RefSeq names its product IgA receptor precursor, putative. The transcript is spliced from 4 exons. The coding region runs from base 1 to 852 and encodes 283 amino acids. NCBI's taxonomy places the organism in Eukaryota, Perkinsozoa, Perkinsida, Perkinsidae. Gene Ontology annotation, molecular function: mRNA binding. Gene Ontology annotation, biological process: intracellular mRNA localization. The record is from RefSeq and is a predicted model, not a curated record. Gene Ontology annotation, cellular component: ribonucleoprotein complex; nuclear outer membrane-endoplasmic reticulum membrane network; endoplasmic reticulum.